Molecule: messenger RNA, 2304 nt
Organism: Naumovozyma dairenensis CBS 421
Lineage: Eukaryota; Fungi; Ascomycota; Saccharomycetes; Saccharomycetales; Saccharomycetaceae
Gene: MET30
Product: ubiquitin-binding SDF ubiquitin ligase complex subunit MET30
Exons: 1
Coding region: 1-2304 (767 amino acids)
Molecular function (GO): protein binding
Source: RefSeq, a predicted model, not a curated record
AUGUUAACAGAACUGGUUAAUAACACAUCUAAAAAUAAUAAUAAUAAUACCAAUAGCAAUAGCAAUAGCAAUAACAACGAGAAGAUAAUAAAUAAUUUGAAUAAUGGCCAUAUAGCAUCAUCUAUGUUAUCCUCACCAAAUAAAAGAAAAAUUGAUGCUAUAAUAGAUUCAAAUUCAAAUUCAAAUUCAAAUUCAAAUUCAAAUUCUAAGAUGACAAACUCAAUACAAGACAACACAUCUUUAUCAUCUGAAACACAUGAUCAAACCCAUGAACAAAGACUCCCGACACCCAAAAAGGUCAAAUCCAUUAAAAAACAACUUAAAGAAUCAUCAUUAUCUACCAAUUUAUCAUCAAAAACAUUGCCUGAAUUUAAUUUUACCAAAUUCUGUUAUAGACAUAACCCAGAUAUUCAAAAAUCACCAACUCAUACAUCAUGUUAUGAACAUGAUAUUCAAAAAUUCAAAGAAAUUAAUGAAAAUAUAAAUAAAUUAGAAAAUAAUCAAGAAAAAAUUGAAAUCAACAAAAUUAUAAAUAAAUUCAAAUUUUCAAAUGAUAAAAUUAGAAAAUUAAUCAUAGAUGGUAUAUUAACAUCAUCAUGUUUCCCACAAUUAUCAUACAUUUCAACACAACUUACUAAAAUCAUCAAAAUAGAUUUCAUAUCCAUUUUACCAAAGGAAUUAUCUUUGAAAAUUUUAUCAUAUUUGGAUUGUCAAUCAUUAUGUAAUUCAACAAGUGUUUGUAAAAAAUGGAAAUUAUUAGCUGAUGACGAUAGAGUUUGGUAUCACAUGUGUGAACAACAUAUUGAUAGGAAAUGUCCCAAUUGCGGUUGGGGGUUACCACUCUUACAUAUGAAAAGAGCAAGAUUUAUUAAAAGUAAUACAUGUCCCACAAAUAUGGCACCCUCCAUGAACGGAUCUCCUAAUAACAACAAUAACAACAACAACACCGCGUGUUCCAUUGUAGCAGCAUCAAAUGCGAAAAUUAAUAACACUAGACCAUGGAAAGUUAUCUAUAGAGAAAGGUUCAAAGUGGAAUCAAAUUGGAGGAAAGGUAUUUGUCAAAUUCAAGAAUUUAAAGGUCAUUUGGAUGGUGUCCUAACGUUACAAUUCAAUUAUAGAUUAUUAUUCACUGGAUCAUAUGAUUCUACCAUUGCCAUUUGGGAUCUUUGUUCAAAUAAAUUAAUUAGAAGAUUAUCAGGUCAUACAGAUGGUGUAAAGACAUUACAUUUUGAUGAUCAAAAAUUGGUCACCGGAUCAUUAGAUAAGACUAUUAGAGUUUGGAAUUAUAAGACAGGUCAAUGUAUUUCCACUUAUAGAGGUCAUACAGAUUCCAUUAUGAGUGUUGAUUCUUAUAAGAAGAUCAUUGUCUCAGGAAGUGCAGAUAAGACUAUUAAAGUUUGGCAUGUAGAAUCAAGAACUUGUUAUACAUUGAGAGGUCAUACUGAAUGGGUUAAUUGUGUUAAAUUGCAUCCAAAGAGUUUCACUUGUUUUAGUGGUAGUGAUGAUACUACCAUUAGAAUGUGGGAUAUUAGAACAAAUUCAUGUUUGAAAAUUUUUAAAGGUCAUGUGGGACAAGUUCAAAAAGUUAUCCCAUUAACUAUUAUUGAUGUCGAGAAUUUAGUUACUGAUAGUGAAGAUAUCACUGCUAGUGAUGAUGAUGUUGCGAUGACAAAUGAUACCACCACGAAUGAACCUACUACAAAUAAUAAUGAUAAUGCAAACGGAGUUGAUGAAAAUUUACCACAAACACAAACCUUAGAUGAAUCUAUACCCUAUCCAACUCAUUUAUUAUCAUGUUCAUUAGAUAACACCAUUAAAUUAUGGGAUGUGAAAACUGGGAAAUGUAUCAGAACACAAUUCGGACACGUAGAAGGUGUUUGGGAUAUCGCUGCUGAUAAUUUCAGAAUUAUAAGUGGAUCUCAUGAUGGUAGUAUCAAAAUUUGGGAUUUACAAAGUGGGAAAUGUAUGCAUACUUUCCAUGGUAAGAAAUUACAACCACAGGAUGACUCAAAUUCUAAUAACAACAACAAUGGUAAUAAUAAUAAUAUUAAUAAUAAUAAUAAUAAUAAUACACAUGAGGCAAGUAAUAACGGUACAACUGCAAAUAAUACGAGCCCAAUUCCAACUGCAAUAAAUAAGUUUCUCCAAUUUCAUGUGUUGGAAUUGGUGAUUCGGAAUUCUUUAGCGGUGAUGAAGUUGGUUGUGUCAAAAUGUAUAAAUUUGAUUAACGAAAAGCACAGUAUGAUCAGAACACUAACAAGAUAUACGUCAAAAAAAAAAAGUUCUCAUUAUUUCCUCUUUUGA